AAAUGACUCAGUUGUUAUAUGAGGUAUAAAAGCUCUUCCUUCUGUCUAUUAUUGUCUUCUGUACAUUUUUUCGUUUAUAUUCAUAUCUGAAUUCACGCAAUUAUAAUGCAUUUCUCCUUUAUUAAAUCAGGUUUAAUUUGCUAUCCUAUUUUUAUGAUAGUUUCUACUGUCAGCGCUAGGCCACUUCUCAACCAGAACCAUGAUCACAAGGAGAUAUCUACAUAUACUGUUCAAAACCUUGAUCUAGAUAAUCAUCCAACGAUAGAGCACUUUUACAUAUACAAUGACGAUGUCACUGAGCCAGCUUUCCCUUUCGAUCUUCCAGGUAUGGAGUUUAUGAAUCUGAUUCCUGGAGGUAUAUUUUAGAAUGCGUUAAACAAGUUUGCCAUAUAAUACCCAUGGGUAGUCUAAGAAUCAACAACAUCACAUUAAAGCCUUCCUACGUAAAAUAAUAGCCAGGUUUUCUUAAAUACGUUCAAUAAAAUUAGUAGACGAAGCCUUAAUAAACAUAUAAAUACAGCCUUGAUCCUGAGUAGUAUUUGUUGCAUACCUAUUUGAUCGAUUAUCAAAAUUGUGUUAUGGGGAAAGUCGCCUUUUUAAUCAUAAGAUCUUCUUCCU
Molecule: messenger RNA, 618 nt
Organism: Mycotypha africana
Lineage: Eukaryota; Fungi; Mucoromycota; Mucoromycetes; Mucorales; Mycotyphaceae
Exons: 1
Coding region: 106-366 (86 amino acids)
Source: RefSeq, a predicted model, not a curated record